UUGAGUGCACUGGAAACAGACGCCUUAAAGGGAACUUUAAACUGUGAUAUUCGUAUUGUAAACUGUUGUUUUUCUGUUUAGUGUCGCUUAAACUGGAUUAUACUUGGAUAUAAUGGAAUAUACUUGUGAGGAAUACGGCGAUAUGAUCCUUCAAUAUGGAAUAAAUGAAUGCAACGCGGAGGAAGCGGCUCGGAAGUAAGCGGAGUGCUUCCCAAGCCGUUCGGCGACAUCCCUCAGCUGCGGUGAUCCGGGGUGCGGUGAUGCGCAUACAGUCCACCGGAAAUGCUAUGUCCAAUCACCAAGGAACAGGUGCACCGCGUCAGAGACGGACCCCCCCAAGUGAGGAGCGUGUUUUGGACGCGUUUCGCGAAGAUCCGACGGCGAGCGUGUGGUCGGUGGCGCGCUCGCCAGGAUUAUCGCGAGGCACGAUCCAUAGGAUUUUAAAAGUUGAGAAGUGGCACGCGUAUCACUAUAGGAGUGUACAAGAGCUUCAGCCAUCUGAUUACGCUAUCAGGCGUAAUUUUUGUGAGUGGGUGCUCCAGAAACACGAGGAAGAUUCGACUUUCAUCGGAAACAUUAUGUUUACCGAUGAAUCGUCUUUCGGACGCUCUGGAUGCUGGAAUACACACAAUUUUCACGUGUGGGCUUCAGAGAAUCCGUACGCUCCGAUACCUGUGAGGCAUCAGCGACGAUUCUCUCUGAAUCUUUGGGCAGGAAUAAUUAAUGAUAAACUGAUAGGACCUUUCCAGUUGGGGGGAACGUUGACAGCCGAGAAAUACCAUGGAUUUCUCAGGCGCAACCUCAAACCCCUCCUUCGCAUCAGCGGACUGCUCGAAGAGGACCUGACGAGGAUCCGGCUGCAGCACGACGGGGCUCCUGCACAUGCAGCCGGCAUCGUUCGUCAUCAACUCGACGGUAUGUUUCCGGAGCGCUGGAUCGAACGAGAAGGACCCCGUCACUGGCCGGCACGUUCCCCAGACCUGACGCCAUUGGAUUUCUUCCUCUGGGGACACGUGAAGUCGGUCGUCUACAGGACACCCAUCGAGACACUGCAAGAGCUUCACCUGCGGAUCGACACUGCCAUGCGUUCCAUCACCCCGUAAAUGCUGGUGAACUGUCGAGGCAGCCUCUUGCAGCGUGCGAGGUGCUGCAUUCAGGCGAAUGGCGGUCACUUCGACAACCUUCUUCAUCCAGAUGCUAGGUCCAGCGCUGCCUGUCUGCGCCCCUGUGUGUUUCUGUACAAGACGACGACCGGCCGGUCAAAUUGUAAAACAACUUCAAUAUAAAAGUAAGUAAACA
This is a messenger RNA of Cephus cinctus (wheat stem sawfly), 1299 nucleotides long. RefSeq names its product transposable element Tcb1 transposase. The record is from RefSeq and is a predicted model, not a curated record. Gene Ontology annotation, molecular function: nucleic acid binding. NCBI's taxonomy places the organism in Eukaryota, Metazoa, Arthropoda, Insecta, Hymenoptera, Cephidae. The transcript is spliced from 4 exons. The coding region runs from base 165 to 1103 and encodes 312 amino acids.